Molecule: messenger RNA, 1560 nt
Organism: Phanerochaete carnosa HHB-10118-sp
Lineage: Eukaryota; Fungi; Basidiomycota; Agaricomycetes; Polyporales; Phanerochaetaceae
Exons: 7
Coding region: 270-1283 (337 amino acids)
Biological process (GO): glucose metabolic process
Molecular function (GO): NAD binding; oxidoreductase activity, acting on the aldehyde or oxo group of donors, NAD or NADP as acceptor; NADP binding
Source: RefSeq, a predicted model, not a curated record
GGAGAACGUAUGUAGGCGCCGGGCGGGGACUGCGGUCGUAGGCCGGGCUGUGGUCGAGCCAGGGCGAGAGAGCGGAGCGAGAGGCGAGGACGGGCGAAGAACUGCGAAGAAGCGUGGACAGAAAAGGGAGUCUGAUCUCUGCCGAGGCGCGACUGAUUCGAGCGAAUCUCCGAUAUCCAAUCGAUGACGAAAACCCUUAAAUACUGUCGCCGCCGUCUGCCCACUCCCCACAACUUACAGUCCAAUCCCCCACUCACUACCAGACAAACAUGCCGGCCAAUGUAGGAAUCAACGGUUUAGGUCGUAUCGGCCGUAUCGUCCUUCGUAAUGCUCUCCUCAACAAAGAUAUUAAUGUCGUCGCCAUUAACGACCCGUUCAUCGACAAAGAUUACAUGGUUUACAUGUUCAAGUACGACUCCGUCCACGGCCGCUUCAACGGCUCUGUCGAGGUCAAGGACGGCAAGCUCGUCGUUGACGGCAAGGCUAUCAGCGUCUUCGCUGAGAAGGACCCCUCCAGCAUCCCCUGGGGUUCUGUUAACGCGGAGUAUAUUGUCGAGUCGACUGGUGUGUUCACCACAACCGAGAAGGCCUCUGCCCACUUGAAGGGUGGUGCCAAGAAGGUCAUCAUCUCUGCCCCUUCCGCUGAUGCCCCCAUGUUCGUCUGCGGUGUCAACCUCGACGCGUACGACUCCAAGUACACCGUCAUCUCCAACGCGUCCUGCACCACCAAUUGCUUGGCGCCCCUUGCUAAGGUCAUCAACGACAACUUCGGCAUUGUCGAGGGUCUCAUGACCACUGUUCACGCUACCACCGCCACCCAGAAGACCGUCGAUGGCCCCUCCAACAAGGAUUGGCGUGGUGGCCGUUCCGUCGGCAACAACAUCAUUCCGUCCUCUACCGGUGCUGCCAAGGCCGUCGGCAAGGUUAUUCCCUCUCUCAACGGCAAGCUGACUGGUCUUGCUUUCCGUGUUCCCACCGUCGACGUCUCUGUCGUUGACCUUGUCGUCCGUCUUGAAAAGUCCGCUUCUUACGACGAGAUCAAGCAGGUCAUCAAGACGGCAUCUGAGACAACACACAAGGGCAUCAUCUCCUACACUACGGACAAGGUUGUCUCCACCGACCUCCUCGGCAACGAAAAUUCGGCGAUCUUCGAUGCCGACGCCGGCAUCGCCCUCAACAGCAACUUCGUCAAGCUCAUCGCCUGGUACGACAACGAGUGGGGCUACUCCCAGCGUGUCUGCGACCUCGUCGCCUACGUCGCCAAGGUCGACGGCCGCGCCUAAGCAUCGGGCCACGACGUUCCUUCUGUGGUUCUCGGGCGGACAUAGAAACUGAAAAGAGAGAUGUACAGUGUAUUUGUGGUUGUACCCCUUAAUGCCCGAUGUAAUCAAACUAAAAAUAGAUGCAUGAAGGAUUGUACUAGUAUACUUGUUGUACCAGUGAAUGCUGUGUCUUGAGGACUGGCUCUAGAGUCUACAGUGCCCUAUCAGCGCUUCCUCGGGCCGCAUCAUGCGGAACCUGAGCGUCGGGCGACGAAGAGGCACAGCAAGAAUGGCAUAA